Molecule: messenger RNA, 6738 nt
Organism: Zootermopsis nevadensis
Lineage: Eukaryota; Metazoa; Arthropoda; Insecta; Blattodea; Termopsidae
Source: RefSeq, a predicted model, not a curated record
CAUGCAGGCCUGUUAAUGUCUUUCGUUCUCGUCUUACAAUCAGCUGGACGGUCAUGGAACGUGCUCAAAUACUGCGACCAUCUGCACGGCAAGUGGUACUUUUCCGAGGUGCGCGCCAUCUUCUCACGCCGAUAUCUGCUGCAGAAUGUUGCCAUCGAGAUCUUCCUCGCCAGUCGCACGUCCAUCAUGUUCGCGUUCGCUGAUCAGGCCACCGUGAAGAAAGUGAUCAAGGCGCUGCCCCGGGUCGGCGUCGGCAUCAAGUACGGAAUCCCACAAACAAGGCGCGCCUCUAUGAUGUCUCCCCGUCAGCUGAUGAGGAACUCGAACAUGACUCAGAAGUGGCAGCGUCGCGAGAUCUCGAACUUCGAGUACCUCAUGUUCCUCAACACAAUCGCAGGCCGGACGUACAAUGACUUGAACCAGUAUCCAGUAUUUCCAUGGGUUCUUACAAAUUAUGAGACCAGAGAGCUGGAUCUCAGUCUGCCCAGCAACUAUCGUGACCUCUCUAAGCCAAUCGGUGCGCUGAACCCGAGUCGGCGAGCUUACUUUGAAGAACGCUACAACACCUGGGAACACGAUAGCAUAUCGCCCUUCCAUUACGGCACACAUUAUUCCACAGCAGCUUUUGUUCUCAACUGGCUCAUACGUGUGGAACCAAUGACAACUAUGUUCCUAGCUCUUCAAGGAGGGAAGUUUGAUCAUCCGAAUCGACUUUUCUCCUCAAUCGCGCUGUCAUGGAAGAACUGCCAGCGAGAUACCUCUGACGUAAAGGAGCUGAUUCCUGAAUUCUUCUUCCUGCCAGAGAUGUUGGUGAAUGCAAACCGCUACCGCCUAGGCCAACAGGAAGAUGGAUCCGCAAUUAGCGAUGUUGAGCUUCCACCUUGGGCCUCGUCACCAGAGGAGUUUGUCCGGAUUAAUCGCAUGGCUUUGGAGUCUGAGUUCGUUUCCUGUCAGCUGCACCAGUGGAUUGAUCUAAUCUUUGGCUACAAGCAGAGAGGUCCUGAGGCUGUUCGAGCAACCAACGUGUUCUACUAUCUCACAUAUGAGGGCUGUGUCGACAUGGACAACAUUUCUGAUCCGGUCAUGAAAGAGGCCAUUGAAAAUCAGAUUCGUAACUUUGGUCAGACGCCGUCACAGUUGCUAAUGGAGCCGCAUCCUCCCAGAAGUUCAGCAAUGCACUUGUCUCCGAUGAUGUUCUCUAGUGUGCCAGAAGAUGUAUGUAUGACUAUGAAGUUCCUGUCUAACUCUCCAGUGUGCCACAUCUCGGCCAACACCUACCCUCAGUUACCACUCCCGUCUGUUGUCACGGUUACCACCAGUCAGCAGUUUGCUGUUAAUCGCUGGAAUUCAAGCUAUGCAGCUUCUGUACAGUCUCCAAGUUAUGCUGAUACACCACAAACACCAACAGCCAAUUUGCCACUGUCAAUGGACCCUGUUCUUUCUCAAACAGGAAACAGUUCAAAUCCUAUGCAGCGGCGCCAUCUGGGCGAUAAUUUCAGCCAAAAGAUACGCAUCAGGUCAAAUUGUUUUGUUACAACAGUGGAUAGCCGUUUCCUCGUCGCGUGUGGCUUUUGGGACAACAGCUUCCGAGUGUUCUCCACCGAGACAGCUAAAAUUGUGCAAAUAGUUUUUGGUCACUAUGGUGUGGUGACUUGCCUCUCCCGCUCCGAGUGCAACAUAACGUCUGACUGUUACAUCGCGUCUGGUUCUGCUGACUGCACCGUUUUGCUAUGGCACUGGAAUGCUCGUACCCAGACCAUUGUCGGCGAAGGAGAAGUGCCUACGCCUCGAGCCACCUUGACAGGUCACGAGCAACCAGUGUCCAGUGUGGUGAUCUCAGCUGAGCUGGGUCUCGUAGUGUCAGGAUCUUACAAUGGACCAGUAUUGGUACAUACAACAUUUGGCGAUCUGCUGCGAUCUUUGGAACCUCCGUCUGGUUUUCUGUCACCAGAGAAUAUUGCCAUGUCUCGUGAAGGUAUUGUUGUCGUGAACUAUGAACGCGGUCAUGUGGCAGCAUUCACGAUCAAUGGCAAGCGACUAAGACACGAGUCCCAUAACGAUAAUCUCCAGUGUUUGCUGCUGAGUCGAGAUGGAGAAUACCUGAUGACCGGUGGUGACAAGGGCAUUGUGGAAGUGUGGCGCACCUUCAACCUGGCUCUGUUGUAUGCUUUCCCUGCAUGUGACAGCAGCGUGCGGUCCUUGGCACUUUCACAUGAUCAAAAGUUCCUACUGGCUGGACUUGCCACUGGAUCUUUGGUUGUAUUUCACAUUGACUUCAAUAGAUGGCAUCAUGAGUUCCAACAGAGGUACUGAAGCAUCGACGUCUUGUCCGGGCUGUAUUUCAGGAUGAACAGUUGCCAUGACAUGUAGCUUGUUUAUCAUUGGCCAGACAGAAUUUACUUGGAUGGUGCUCAUUUUCAGAUACUUGAGCUGUCUUUAAUUUUCUUAAGUAGAACCAACUGACGCUGUACUUAAUUUGAGUUUAUGUAUUUUUAUCACUAGUCAAUAAUAAUUUCUUAGCCAAAAGUCUUUAUUUUCUCACCCCAUAUUACAGAAUUGGAGGUGUUUGAUAUCUUAGCAGUGUGGUUAAGGUGCAUAUGUUAACAGUUCUGCUAAACACUCUUGUAGAAAAUUGAAACAAGGAAGUAUUUUUCAGUGACCAUGCUUAACAUGCCUUUCUCUUUGCUCACUGAUUUGACUAAUCGUUGCCUCUCAAAUAAAGUGCACCUGCCUUCCAGGACUGUUUUUAUGUAUUCUCUGCAGAAUUGUGUGUAACAUCUCUUUAAUAUUAAUUGAAGGCAGCCUGUUGUGUGAUGAUUCAAUUAAUGACAAAGGAUCCAUCAACACUACUGGGGACAGAUUUUUGUCAUUCAUCGUAGCCUCGGCCUGUUUUCAGUUAUUGUCGAACAGGACACGAAGUAGUACCAGUACGUAAUCGUCUGUAGUCGGCACACUGCGUCUUACUUCUGGAUACAAUAAUAUAAAAAUAAAAUCAUUAUCAUCAUUGUGACACAAGGGCUUAAAAAUAUAUGUAAUGUGAGGGCUGCUGCACCAUUCAAGUGAUAUAUGUUAAUUCUGUGAAAAAGCAUAAAGAUUAGAUACCUUAAAAUAUAUCUGAAAGGGGUUUCAGUAAUGAUUUGUUAAUGCUGGUAGUGGAUUUUCUUUAUACAAACAAUAAAACGUGAAAUUGUGGUUUGUCAGCUGUUGAAUAUAUUUUGAAGGUCAGUUCUUUUCUGAAUUAAUUAUAUUAUUACUAGAUAACUGCAGUUAAUAUAAGAACAGAUUAUACUCUGGACCGUCUAAUCGUGAAUUUAAGACGGUUAUGUUUUGCCAUUUCGUGUUACAGUGUCGUUACUCGCAUUAUAAGCUUAGAGGCAUUGUCGGCAUGGUCAGUGGAAUAUACUUAAACAGUCUUUGUAUUUAGUGUACAGUAAUACUUAACUAAUAUUAGAAGAUAUUUUUAUUGGACAGCCUUCUUUGCCUCACAAAUAUUUUUUCUUAGUACUUUGUUAUAAUUAUUUAAUUGUUAUUGUAAGUGCAUUGAAUAUAUUAAUGCAUCAGUUAUAAUUAGAUAAGUUAUGUUUACUUAAGGAGAGUGAGAUAAGUAAUGGCAGUGACAUUAACUUACAUCAUCACUAUUUGUGUGUUGUGUGGGGCUGAAAUCAUUAAUUUUCUUCAUUAAAUUUCAACCAGAUGACUUUUAUGUUGUGAGAAUGUAAAGUAUAACUGGUUCAUUCAGUAAUAUUUUACAUGUAAUAAAAUACAAGUUUAAUGUGAUCUAUGAAGUAGGGCAUUUUAUAUGCUUGUUAGCAUAAGUGAAUUUUAUGAGUCAAAGAAAUGAGGUGAUGAUGAUGACUAUUAUUAUUUAACCAUUAUGGCAUAUGGCCCAGAUGAUUGUUUGCCCAUAUUUUCCUAACAGAUUUUUUAAUUAUGUGUUGGUUUAUUUUUUACUAAUGCCUGUUCACAUGGCUGCUGCAUUUCUUGUCCAAAGUAAUGUGUCACCUUAAUUUGGGCAUAAAUAACUAAAUAUUAUUUUAACCUUUUCCUAAUAUGUACUGGAUGGUUUUUAGACAGGUAUUUGAUUCAUAUUACUGUUAAUAAGUCAGUAGUUUUAUAAUCAAUCCCUCCUAUUUUGCAGCAUGUUAAUUGAUACUGUUUUCGUUGUGGUGUAAAAAUUGUUGAUUGCAGCGAGACAUGAUAUAAUGACUUUAGGGUAUGGGCACAUAGAAGUGACUAGCUGAUAGAAUUUGUAGUACAUCAAUAUUUUUUUUAAGUUAUGCCAAUUUAGAAACCAUUCUUGCAGGUUUGUUAUGGAACUGCGGUAACGAAAGUAACGUACCAAGUGACGUUUAUACAUUCCAGAUGCUGUGAUUUCUUUAUCAAGUCUGACUGAAAUUUCUUGUUGUAAUGGUGGCAAGUCUUGUUAACCGUAAUCGUGAUUGAACAUGUAAUACUCGACAACACGCAUCGUUUUAAAUGUAUAUUAUCAAAUGUAAAAGAAAUCUUAAUCAUACUUAUAAUUUUGAAACUUCCAUUAAGGAUUUCACUGUAUGUAUCUGUGAUUAGAUAUUGGCCAUCCUGAUGCUUUUUAUACAACAGCACUAUUUAAUUCUUAUAAUCACCAUAUUAUUUAGUUCUGGGGCAAACUGCUGCCUUGAAUCAAUAUUAAACACAUAUGUCAGGGUUUUCAUGUUCAGUCCUGAAUUCUGGUUUGCUCUGGCUUCGUCCUCAUAAGAAAGGAUGUUGAGAUCAAAAUUAAAAAGUAUUACAAUCUGUACUUAAAAAUAUCUGCCAAUGUACAUAAUUACUAUUGCUUAAUUUUCAGAACAUGAAAUGAAUUUUAUAUAGAGACUAUAUUUAUCCACAAUUUUUAUGUUCUCCCAUGAAAUAAUUCAGCUAGAGUAGGAGGCAGGAAACGUGUGAUUGAAUAGUACUGUUUCAUAGCGGCACCAUAAUACUAAUUCAUUGUUGAUAUAUUGGCACAUAAAAGUUGCAGUUUGUAGGCAGUGUCCUAGCACAUGGGUUCACCAGUUUGUUAUAAUAGAUUUCAUAGCACAUUAUGUGGGUAUGGAAAAGUACUUACAACUAUUUUGUGAUUUUUAGAGGUUGGCUUUUAAUUAAUCAACCAAAUUGUUUGCUCAGAAAAGUUGCAAAUGAAGCACUGUGUCGCAUGAUGCUGCCACACUUAAUCGUAGAUCUGUCGCCGCAGCGUCCGACACAAUACGAGACUCGACUCCCACGCACCUUCCUCCGACUGUGCACGAACAGUGUGACUUUUCCAUCUGCCAGGAUUCAUAAUUGCAGUGACAGUGUGUUGCCAAUGAGAAAUGGAGUGUGUGGAAGUAUGUGGAAAAAGAAGUUUAUUUGACGGGCAGCAGGUAACGAGCAUAAUAAGCACCUGGAUGAGGCGUGGCUACCAGUGACUAUUUAUGUUUCCUGCCAGAAGAUUGUGGACUGCUGCUUUCCUCCUGUCAGAUAUAGCAGUAAAAUCUUGCAUUCGAUGCAUGACGCAUCAACCAUCUAGUCACUCUAAUGUGCGCACUUGCUCGGCUUCAUUUUUGAGUAAUUCCCUCCAGACUGAUGAAGAAUUUAUGUAAAUUAUGUAUUGUCCAUUUUACAUUGCAAAAAGAGAACUUCUCAUUGUAAAUAAGAGAAUGAAAGUGUCUAUCGUAGAGCGCAGCACAGAAUUUCUUUUCGACUUUAUUUUUUGAAUUAUAAUUUUGUAUACGUGAGUUUGAUGUCGGCAAUAACAAUCGAAACAAAAAAGUAAUCCGGUCCAUAUUUUGUCAGCCAAGUAAUGAAGAUGUACGUUUUGUAGUACUUUGAUGUGCAUGUUGUAAUCUGCAGACGUGACUACCUGUGUUUAGUGUUUAAGGAAUGCUUUUGUUAACCAAGAUAGCGCCACUACCUGGAAAAAUUAUUAACCGAUUUCUUCCGGAGACUGAAACAUUAAAUCUAGAAACAUAAUAUUCUUUGUAGUUUCAGAGAGAUUAGGUGGAAUGGUACCCAUAGUGAUGUAUUAUGCAGAAUAGUUUCCAGUACUUGCCUUAGAGCAAGUAGAAGAUUUGGUUGCAGGUGAUGUAGUCAGGAAUCUGUCUGUCCAUGUGUCAGAAUUCAGACAACCCCCUGAGAGGGUACACAAACAGAAGAAUAAUACUAAGUACAGAGUAACAAUAAUUUAAGGCUUUUCAUAAAGUGUGUGUGUGUAAUGUUUCCUAGCUCCACAUCAUUGUUGGUUCAAGUCCUGCCUGUACUUAAGUACGUGUAGUUGUAUAAUUUAUGGAAAUUAAGAAAAAAUAUAUAUUGUAUUGGGGACUUGUAAUGCUAUUUAUACUACAUUCACUGUAACUCCGAUUUGAACUUUAUUGCACAUUUUGCUUCUCAGAAUUAAUUUCUCAUUGCCAUUUUUGUACUGUGUUCCUAUACAUGUCUUGGUCUACCAGAUUUCCUAUUUUCACGAGGUUUUCCAACCAAAGUACAUGCACAUUUAUAAAUGUGUUUUGCAUUCUAAAGCAAAUAUUGUGUUCUGGUAAUGAAGGUACCAGUGCAUUUCAGAAUAAUUAAGCUUCUGCAACUCUUGAAAUUGCCAAGAAAUCCUGCUCAUUAUCUCCAGAAAAGUCCCCCGUUCUCUCUUUCUUCCCAAAUUCAACCUGUUUCUUCCCAAGUAACACCAUUUCCAACAAGGAAGACAAUGCUAGAAUUGAAAUAAAUAAAAUAAUAAAAAUACUCGUGUUUCAA